AUGGCAACGGCAUACGCACACCGGGCCGGCUUCGUUCAUGGCGAUAUUCACCUAGGAAACGUGUUGCUCCAAUUGCCUGGAUCGGAGCUCGAUCAUCUCUCCAUCCAACAGGUGUAUGAGAGAAACUAUAAACCAGACCCCUGCCCAGUGACUAGGACUGAUGGUCAGCCGGUUUUCUCACCGUCAGUGCCAAAGAAUGUCUAUACGCCAAACUGGCUCGGUAAACCCAGCGACGAGGUUCUGUUGCCUGAAGCCAAGCUGUGGCUCGCCGAUUUCGGAACAGCAUUCAAUCCUUCGCAGGAGACGAGACUGUUGUCUUACACGCACUUACAGAAUCGACCACCAGAAGCAGUGUUUGAUUCCACGAAACCUCUGACAUUCUCCUCUGAUAUCUCGAGCCUGGGACUCAUGGUCUGGGAGGGCAUGGGUUCCGGGCCAUCUAUGAGCGGCUUUCUCUUCGGUGAAAACGAGGUGGUUGCUGACCAGGUCGACGCGCUCGGUCCCUUGCCCCAGUGGUGGGAGAAAUGGGGGGCCAGAACAAACGUAUCUACUGAGGGCGGACAGCCAAAGGGGGGAAGGAAGGUGUGGCCGCUUCAGAAGCGAUUUGAUCUGAUUCUACAGAGAGGGAAGAAGACGGCAAAGCUGGAUGAUGAGGAGAGCCGUGCCUUUUGA
Molecule: messenger RNA, 672 nt
Organism: Fusarium oxysporum Fo47
Lineage: Eukaryota; Fungi; Ascomycota; Sordariomycetes; Hypocreales; Nectriaceae
Product: kinase domain-containing protein
Exons: 2
Coding region: 1-672 (223 amino acids)
Biological process (GO): protein phosphorylation
Molecular function (GO): ATP binding; protein kinase activity
Source: RefSeq, a predicted model, not a curated record